CAUCAACAUUCUUCAUUUGUAUUUUAGAAUCUUUCUUCAUUCAUAAACUCUUUACACUUGAGCUACGUUUCCUUGUUUUAUCUCUUUCAGUCUCGACUCUGUCAUCUUCUUCUUCUUCUUCUACCUCUCUGUUGCCCGUCUCAUCUUUGCUACUUCUUCUUCUUCUUUGAUAAAGUCCACUUUCGCCUUUCUUUCAUGAUUCUGCACUCUGUUCCGAUGCUAUCGUCCUUAAGAAACUCCCUCCUGUGGCGGAACAGUACGCCUGCACCUCCGCCUUCCUUCAAAGCAGCUCUCCGCUUUCCCUUCUCUUCCAGUUUAGGAGUUUGUUACAGAACCACAAUCUCUCCUCUUUCUUGUUCCUCUGAUAUUGUCCAGCCCGCCCCUGUUAUCACUGCCUGGUCGGAGUUCGCUCAAAAUGUGUCUGGAGAAUGGGACGGUUUCGGAGCAGAUUUCUCACGCGAAGGACAACCUCUGGAACUACCCGAGUCAGUGGUUCCAGAAGCCUAUCGAGAAUGGGAAGUGAAGGUGUUCGACUGGCAGACGCAGUGUCCCACUCUUGCUCAACCCCACCCACAGUACACCUUCCUUUACAAGUCCAUCAAACUCCUCCCCACCGUUGGGUGCGAAGCCGAUGCCGCCACCCGUCACAGCGUCGACCAUAGGAGCAUCGGUCCAAGCGCCUUAUCCUUCUCUUAUUCCGUCUCUGGCUCUUACGUCGCCGUGUGGCGGCCUCUGGGGGACAGCCAGCUGCUAGAGGUGGAGCAUUGCCUGGUCAAUCCGAACGACAAGGAGUCCCGCGUCAGGAUUUUCCAGGUCGUAGAGACCAGAAUGUUGUCGUUGCGCAGUUUCAAAGUUUUCCGUGAGCUUUGGUAUGGUCCGUUCAGGGACGGCGACCAGCUCGGAGGUUGCGCCACGCGUAGCUCCGGGUUCGCUUCUACACCUGCCACACCAGCUUCGGCGGUAGCCGGUUCUUGGAGAGCUGUGCUUGCUACCACUAGCUUUCACGCCUCUGAUUCCGGCUGCAUUCAACAAUUUACUGGCGAGAAGGUGGUUGAGAUUGUGCGAGAAGAAAAGGAUCUUUUAUUGCUUCCUCAAGACCUGUGGUGCUCACUCCAAGAUGGCAAAGAUGGCGAGAGAUUGUUUUCUGUAGGAUGGUUGUUUGAGCCAGGUCAUGCUUUCACAUCUACCUGUGUCUUCUCCAGCGAUUCUAAGCUAGAGGAGGUAACAAUGGGUAGAGAGACUGCCCUCACAGAUUUGUGAUAAGCUUCAGUAAUCCUGUUAUUAUUUCCUCUAUAGGAUGUGUCGAUAUAUAAUUCAAAUUACAUUCAGUAAUAUUAGUACAUAUUAGAGUGCAGAGCCCUUGUUGGUUCUAUAAUUACUGGGAAGGAUCCAGACUAUAUAAACCAUGUUUCUGUGGA
Messenger RNA from Brassica oleracea var. oleracea, 1418 nucleotides. RefSeq lists its product as uncharacterized. NCBI's taxonomy places the organism in Eukaryota, Viridiplantae, Streptophyta, Magnoliopsida, Brassicales, Brassicaceae. The record is from RefSeq and is a predicted model, not a curated record. Bases 196 to 1260 code for a protein of 354 amino acids. The transcript has 4 exons.